CUCAUCUCAGAGUCCUUUCUUUUAGAGAUUGUCCCUACCGGAAAUCUUUCCGUCUUCUUAAAAAGGAAGCCGGCACCAACCCCCACAGCAACUCUACAAAGCCCAGAUGACCAGUGUCGAUUAAAGUUCCUUCUUUUCUCCCUAUUGGCUGACACUGUUCAUAAAAUAUAAUUUGUUGCUCCACAUUUCUUUUACAUGAACAAGCUGAAUAAAUUGGAGGAGAAAGACAAGAGAGAUAGAGGAGACAGAAGCCACAGCAUCUGAAGGGCAGGAACUUACAGAGAGAAAACUUGUGUCCUAUCUCUAGCCAGCUUCAUAUCAGGAAUGGAACCAAACAACAGCAGCAGCAGGAACUGCAUGAGUGAAAGCUUCAAGAAAGAAUUUUACCCAAUUGCAUACCUGAUAAUAUUUGUCUGGGGAGCCAUGGGGAAUGGCUUAUCAAUUUAUGUUUUCCUGCAGACUUACAAGAAGUCCACAUCUGUGAAUGUUUUUAUGCUCAACCUGGCCACGUCAGACCUCCUAUUCAUAAGCACUCUACCCUUCAGGGCUCACUACUAUUUGAACAGCUCCAACUGGAUAUUUGGGGACCUGGCCUGCAGAAUUAUGUCUUAUUCCUUGUACGCCAACAUGUACACGAGCAUUUAUUUCCUAACUGUGCUGAGUGUUGUGCGUUUCCUGGCCACUGUUCACCCCUUCCGGCUUCUCCAUGUCACCAGCUUCAGAAGUGCUUGGAUCCUAUGUGGGAUCAUAUGGCUCUUUAUCAUGGCUUCCUCAGCAGUGCUUCUGAGGAGCGGUUCUGAGCUGAAGAACAACAUCACGACAUGCUUGGAGUUGGAUACCCAGAAGUUUGGUAAACUGCUGGUCAUGAACCACAUUGCCUUGGCACUAGGCUUCCUGCUGCCAUUCUUCACUCUCAGCAUCUGUUACCUGCUGAUCAUUCGGGUCCUAUUAAAGGUGGAGAUCCCGGAAUCAAGUUUACGAGCUUCUCACAGGAAAGCACUGACCACCAUCAUCAUUACCUUGAUCAUCUUCCUCCUGUGUUUCCUGCCUUAUCACAUACUGAGGACCCUCCACCUGAUCACAUGGAACAAGGACUCAUGCGGAGAUGGGCUGCAUAAAGCUGUGGCUAUCACACUGGCCUUGGCAGCUGCCAACAGCUGCUUCAAUCCUUUUCUCUACUACUUUGCAGGGGAGAAUUUCAAGGAUAAAUUGAGGGCUGUAUUCACAAAAGAUCAUCUGCAGAAGGCAAAGAUAAAGUGUAGUUUUCCUGUUUGUCUGUGGCUGAAAACAGAAACAAGACUGUAAGGAGUUAGUAGGCGAGACUUGUUCAUGAAUCUUAUGUCCUUCAUUCACCCAUAGUCUCCAGAUUACUUUGUAUUUGCAUCAUUCCCAGCAGAUGUUGAUUCUCAACAUUUAACUGACCAUGACUUCUGUGAAUAAGGCCUCCUUUAGAAAUUUCACUGGGUAUAUUUUCAUUGAUUGAGUCUCAAUGAGGGUUGUGGGAGGAAAGAAUUCCUACCUGAGUCUUACAUGUUAAAUGUCAGAUUGGAGGUAAGGGGUUGGGGAUUUAGUUCAGCAGCACAGUGCCUGCCUGGCAAGCACA
Messenger RNA from Chinchilla lanigera (long-tailed chinchilla), 1603 nucleotides. RefSeq names its product cysteinyl leukotriene receptor 2 (gene Cysltr2). Gene Ontology annotation, cellular component: plasma membrane. Lineage: Eukaryota; Metazoa; Chordata; Mammalia; Rodentia; Chinchillidae. Gene Ontology annotation, molecular function: leukotriene receptor activity. Bases 325 to 1305 code for a protein of 326 amino acids. The record is from RefSeq and is a predicted model, not a curated record. Gene Ontology annotation, biological process: G protein-coupled receptor signaling pathway. The transcript has 2 exons.